AUGGUUCGCACGAUCGUCUAUACGCGUUCCCGCUAACUACAAAUUACAGUGAACCAAUAUUUUGUGUAGUUUUUCACUCUUGGGCAAAAAAAAACAAAAAAAUUUAUAACCGCGAAUCGCUUGAUUGUAAUUUUGUUGGAUAGUAAUUACUAAUUAGAUACUAAUUUAGUUGAUCGUCAAUUAUUAAAACAAUCAUUAACAUCAUUUUUUUGCAUUGACCCAAGGACGGAAUUACAAAAAUAAUGACAAUUAUUAUUUAUUUAUAAUAUAAUAAUAUAUAUAUUUACGUUAUCGUAUUCGCGAUAUUGUCAUUACUCAUUAGUCACGUAAAUUGUGACGUUGGUCAUCGGGGAAGAGAGGUACACGCGGGCAGCAUAUUAUAUUAUUAUAAUAUUACUAUAUUAUACGCUCUCGGCUGUCCUACCUAGUGCGCGUGCGCGUGUCAGUGCACGCCCGUCAACGGAACGCGUAGUGUUACGAGUCGUCGCCGACGACCGUUGUGCUUGGGCAGUGUGUGCCGCGUACGUGUACGAAGCAGGUGUGUAAUACGCCUUCAACGAGUCUUUUUCGUCCUCUGCUGAUGGAAUUUGGAGAGAGUCCGUAAACGGGUUCAUAACUCUUUGGAGGAAUACGAAACGUGUGUACCAGUAGCCAACAAUUCAAAGCAAACUUUGAUCGAAUUGUGCCAUCACUGUACGUCAUCAAAACAUCCAGUGGCCAAAGAUUUACUAUCAAUAAUUACCAAAUUACAUUUUAAGGCCCUUUUAGAAGUACAUGAUAAAAUAGCAAUAAAGAGACUGAAGAAAACAUUAGAUACCUCUGAUUUACCUCCAACUCCUCCCUCACCGCCACAACAACAGAACGGAACUAAAAUGUCUACCCAAACAUACAAAGUAAUUGGAUUGCGAAAAAAACCAGACGAACCAUUGGGUUUAACUGUUGAACAAGACGAAAAUGGAAAUCUCAUAGUAGCAAGAAUAUUAGCUGGAGGUACAAUUGAUAAACAAGGGUUGUUGAAAAAAGGAGAUGUCAUACUAGAAGUAAAUGGUGAAAGAGUUGAAAGCCCUGAAGAUUUAUUAAAUGAAGUUAGCCGUAGCAAAGAUACGUUGCAAUUUCGAAUCGCUCCAGGAUUUUUCCAUAAAAAUACAAUUCAAACACAACAAUGUUAUAUGCGAGCAUUGUUUGAUUAUGACCCUAUGGAAGACACUUUAAUUCCUUGCAAAGAAAUUGGUUUAACAUUUAAACAUGGAGAUAUUCUCCAGGUUCUGGAUCAGAAAGAUCCCAACUGGUGGCAAGCAAAAAAAGUGGGCGAUAAUGAACUUCCUGGGUUAAUACCAUCCCAAGAAUUGGAGGAAAGAAGAAAAGCUUUUGUAGCUCCGGAAGCAGACUAUGUUCAUAAAACUAGUAUUUGUGGAACUAGGAUUUCAAAAAAAAAGUGUAAGAAAAUGUAUCAAUCAAAAUGGAAUGGUGAAUUUGAUAAAGCAGAAUUGAUAUUGUAUGAAGAAGUUACAAAAAUGCCUCCUUUUAAGAGACGUACUUUGGCAAUAAUCGGUACAACUGGUGUGGGAAGACGGACACUUAAAGGUCGACUAAUAAACAGUGAUCCUCAAAGAUUUGCAGGAGUUAUACCAUAUACAACACGGCCUCAAAGAGAAUUGGAAGAAAAUGGUCAAAAUUAUUGGUUUAUUGAUCGUGAUCAGAUGGAACAUGAUAUUAGAGAGCAUAAAUUUCUGGAAUAUGGUGAAAAUGGUGGCAAUUUAUAUGGCACAAACUUGGAUUCUAUCCGUGAUGUCAUCAAUCAAGGGAAAAUGUGUGUUUUGGACUGCAGUCCAGUGGCUUUAAAAAUGCUUCACAAUUCUUCAGAAUUUAUGCCUUACGUAAUUUUCAUAGCAGCACCUGGUGUUGAAGUAAUGAAAAGCUUGUAUGAUUAUUCGAGGAACUUGGGGUAUUCUAGUCGUACAUUGACAUUUGAUCGCCAAAGUUCCAUUAGAUAUAGUUCUAGAAGAGCCCGUACAUUAGAAUCGCUUGCAUCGAUUUAUGAGGAGGAUGACGUAAAGAAAUCAUUGGAAGAAAGUGCUUGUUUACAACGUAUGUAUGAAAAAUACAUAGACCUAGUUAUAGUUAACGAAGAUUUUGAUAUGACAUUCCGUAAAGUUGUUGAAGCCUUGGAAAUUAUAUCUAACGAACAUCAAUGGGUACCUGUAAAUUGGGUAUAUUAAGAUUAAAAAAGAUUUAAUCCCCGUUACUUUUAAACUAGUUGGUAGAAUACAUCUUAAAUAAUUAGCCUUUUUCAUACUUUUAUCACAAAACACCAUACAAUUAUAAGUUUUAAAAAAUAUAUAACUUUUAGACUAUAAUAUAAAGAUUAUAAUAGGAUCUAUGUUAAUUAAGUUUUUAUUAUAAACUAUGUAUAAAAUUGGAUUUACCAAUUAAUUUGCUUACUUGGUUAUUUUUCAGUUCCUGCAAAUAAUAAUAACAUAAAUAACAUAAAUUUAUUAUUAUUGUGAAUAUGUACUCCGUCCUUUUUUUUUUUACUUAUUAUUGUUGACAAUUUUUUUUUUAUAUAUAUCUUGAGAAUAUUUAUAAUAAAUUAAUAACAUACACAUGCAAUAAGUUAAAUUCAUCAUAUAUUUUAAUUUAAUCAAUUGUACAAUUCACUUUUGCAUGGUUAUUAUAAUAAUUAAAUUGGUAACUAAUUAGCAAUAUAUAAAAUAUUAUAUUUCACUAUUUACAAAAUAUCUUAUAAGUUUAAUUUAAAAGCCAAUAUUAGUUUAAAAUAAUAUAUUUAAUUUACUAUACAUUUUAAAUUAUGCACAUAUCUGAUUUAGUAAAAAAAAAUUGGUUAUCAUUUUUUUUAAAAUUGUAUAAGCUUAUAAGUUAGGAAGUAUAAAGUGGAUAAUGAUUAGGAUAGAAAAAAAAUGUUUCAUGAUAACUUUUUCAGUUCAAUAAUUCUAAAUUUAGUUAGUGAUUUCUUAUAGUUUAAACAUGGAAUUAUUUCUAAUUUUGUGAUGUCUUAAUAGCAAUUAGGUAUUUCUGGUAAUAGAUAUCAGUAUAAAUCAAAAAUAAACAUCUGAUGACCUAUUUAAUAGAAAAGAAUUCAAUUUUUUUAUUUUUCAUAUCAAACUAAAUUAUAAUUUAAGGAUUAAUUAUAUUACCAAUAAACCUAUUUAUUUUUUCUUGUAGGUUGCAAAUAAUUAAAACAAUUUAUUAUUUUAUUAUUUUUAUUAUUAUUAUUAUUAUUUUUUAAAGAAAAUAUUAGAACUGAAUAUUGUGUUCAUUAAAAAGUAUAAUUACUAAUAAUAUUUGUAUAUUGUAUUGUUAUGAUAAUGUGUAUAUAUUCCAUCAAUUUUAUUUAGUAAUUAAAUUAUUUUUUUUAUAUUAACAAACACAUGUACAUGUACAUUGAAAAUUUGCCAUUUAACUCAGUUUUGCACUAUUGCUAUUUCUUAUUGAGUGUUAUAAAUGUAAUGAUUUCUAUAUUUUUUUUCACUAGUGUAAUGUUUUACUCAUAAACUUACACGCAUUAUAUCAAUUUAAAUAGUGUAAUAUAAAUAUUGUGCAAUCUUCAAGUGUAGCAAUAAAAUAUUAAAUAUUUUUAUGUAUUAUUUGCAUUAGACAUUAUCUUCACUGAUUUAAUAUGUAAUAAUAUUGUAGACUAUAGUUUUAUGACAUAUCAUACCAUUAUAAGUAUUAUGAUAGGUGGGUAAUAACUGCAACCAUAAGGCAUACCCACCUAUUAAUUUAUGUAGUAACGUACCUUUAUAUAUUGUUAAAAAAGUACUAUUUAUGGAAUAAAACAAAUUUAAUUAGUUUACUAUAUUUUGUAUUAUGUACAUCCCGUCCAACAUUGUAAUCUCAUACUUUUAUUUAUUAUAUUUUUAAUAAAGAAUUUAUGUAUUGUUCAAUUUUUCAAUAAAUUGGGCUACUAUA
Rhopalosiphum padi (bird cherry-oat aphid) is the source of this 3930-nucleotide messenger RNA. It is a transcript of the gene vari, whose product is annotated as protein PALS2. Gene Ontology annotation, cellular component: cell-cell junction; plasma membrane. NCBI's taxonomy places the organism in Eukaryota, Metazoa, Arthropoda, Insecta, Hemiptera, Aphididae. Gene Ontology annotation, molecular function: protein binding. Bases 873 to 2219 code for a protein of 448 amino acids. The record is from RefSeq and is a predicted model, not a curated record. The transcript is spliced from 11 exons.